CAUUUGAAAGUCUCGUUUACCAAAUAAAUACACUUAUUUUCGACAAGACAUAUAAGAAUCAAAAAUAUAUAUAAUAUGGAUAAUGAAUAUGCAUCAUGCCAAAAUUUUUCAAAUGGCUCCAGCACUUCGGCUCGUUCAGAUCUACCGCCAUGCACAAAAUCCAAGAAGGAUAUGAAUGCAGGAAAAAAAUCUGAACACGAAAAUUCGCCGCAAUGUUCCAACAUAAUCACAACCUCAAGCACGUCGUCAACAACAACCAUUUCGCUGGGCGCCUUAAAUUCCGAUACCCAAUUUCAAAAAGGAGCGGAGCACGAACCUCCACACAUUGGCUAUGAGCUGAGUGUAGCCAAGUCCAUACUGCAACAAUAUAGUACAUUAAGCGGAGACAACUUAUUUGAUCAUCUAAGUGAUAUUGUAAAACGAGUUGUUGAUGAACGACCUCCAAAUGUUAUCGAUUUUUUUGAGGAAUUUAGUCGAAAUGUGCGCGAGCAAAAAUUUCAUGUACCAGAACGUUUUCCUCCGAACGGCGUUUUUGCAGACAGUCGAAUGUUUCGUCCUGCGAAAAAAAUAUUGUGUUCAAUGAAGUUACUCCACAAUAUUGAAGGUUUUGACUUUGGCUGCGAGGAGGACCUUCCCUCUGAAGAGGCAUUUCCAUAUGUUGAUGGUGACCUUCGCAUAGAACUUGAUGAUUCCAUGCGCUUGUUUGUAACAUUUAACGAACGUGUUGAACAGCUUCAAUUCUAUUGGAACCAAUGCGGCUUUCAUAUAAGCAAAGAUGAUAUCUUUCAAUUAGCGUGUUCCAUAAACCGACUACAGACACAUCCAUCAAUAAUGCAAUGUCGAUUUUGGGGUUGUAUAAAUGGAUUGAAAGGUUCUUACUACAUUGUGGAAGCCUCACUCACACGCGAGGAAUUGAAUUCUCGAAAGGCUAUGAUGGAAGAAGAAAUGCGAGAAAAGCAACUUCCGUUUAAAAUGAGGAAAAAUCAGGAGCAAAAGCCUUUACCAACUCAUAUUGGCCCCGAACUAACUCCAGGAGUUUAUGGAUGGGAAAAUUAUGCUUUAGACGAUUUGGAAAAGAUGACACCAAAAGCUCAACCAGUUCCUUUAGCAGAGGAAAUCGAAUUUUACGAUAUACCACCAGAAAAUGUGGGACGUGGAUGCAAUCGUUACUCGUAUUUUGUGGUUAACUGCUUGUACAAUGAUUGGAUCGAGCUACCCAUUGUUACGCCACGACAAAUCGUAGUUUCUCGCGGAAUCAAAAAGUUCUUCACUGGCGAUUUGGAGGCUGAUGUAGUAUCAUAUCCAUGCUUUCCAGGAAAGGAAAAACAUUAUUUGCGUGCAAUGAUUGCUCGCAUUACAGCUGGCACCCAUAUUGCACCGCAAGGUUAUUAUCGUCGGAUGACUAAGAAGGAGCAAAACCUUUUUGAUGGCAUCAACCUGGACGAAGAAGAGGAAGUCGAGGAAGAAGAAAAUUUCAAUGAAGGUGAAGAAGAAGAAAUAACAGAUAAUGACGUAAUGCUCAUGAAAAACGAAAGGUUUGAAAUCGAACCAUUAAGCUCUUUGGCAACUCCCGUUGCCUGGGUUCAUUGCCGAGCGAAUAUCUUGAAUCAGGGUCGUGUUGUAUGGUUCGAUGAAGAGAAGGCUCGCAAGGAGCGGGAAAAACAACUUGCGAUGUAUUUAAGGGCGCGGCUAUUGGAAGAAAUGGAGGAAGAAGUUGAAGAAGAAGAAGGUGAAGGAGAAGAAGAGGGUGACGAAGAAGAUAUGCUUGAAGGGUUCAUUCAUCCAGAAACAGGGCCUGAUCUCUUAUCGUCAUGUGCGAGCGACAUGAGCAAAGAAUGUGCACAUCCCUGGCUGGUGCGUCUUACGAGCAGGUAUACCAAUCAAAAGGAGCGCUUGUUGGUGCUGCAAUCAAAUAUAUGGCCUGGGGCUUUCACCUUCGUUUUUGAAAAUACCUGCGAGUCAAUAUAUUUGGGAUGGGGACAUAAAUUUGUCAGACGCAACAUACCAUUCAAGCAUUUGGCUAUAGUUCAAGAGGAAUUUCCACACCAGGCCGAAGACUUUAUUGAAGCUACGGAUCCAACUCUUGAAGAUGAAAUCGCGUAUAAGAAUUGGCUUUUAAGUAAACAAAAAAGGAGUCCGAGCCUUGGAGAAGAUAUUGCUGAAUAUGACGCCGAUGAUUUGGACGAUAACUAUGACAACGAUGACAAUGAUGAUUAAAAUUAUAAAAAUAAUAUAAGUUAUUUGUAGCACUUAGUAUGUCAAUGUUCUCUAAAUAAAUACAAAUUUAAUAUUCAUAA
Molecule: messenger RNA, 2297 nt
Organism: Drosophila montana
Lineage: Eukaryota; Metazoa; Arthropoda; Insecta; Diptera; Drosophilidae
Gene: Rsph4a
Product: Radial spoke head protein 4a
Exons: 4
Coding region: 76-2217 (713 amino acids)
Biological process (GO): cilium assembly; cilium movement involved in cell motility; axoneme assembly
Cellular component (GO): axoneme; radial spoke
Source: RefSeq, a predicted model, not a curated record